AUCUAGUAAUACAACAACAACUAUCAACCGAAGCGACUCGGAUGCUAGCGAAGGAAAAGCAAAUGAGCAAGAAAUGUGUUCACACAAGCAGAACGAAGGCGAUUAUAUAAUAAAUUGCAAAGACUGUAGUAAAUUAUCUGUAGAAGUAGCAGAAAUUAAAUUGGACUUGGCAUUAUUAUUCCUAAAAGUUAAUACUGUUGAAGCUCCCGCUACAUGUGAAUGCAAUCGGCUACGAAACGAAAAUCAGCUAUUGAAACAAGAAAUUAAAUUAUUCAAGGAAACACUGCACGGCAUGGAAUUGUCAAAAUCGCCAAUUAACAUUGCUAUCGAUAAUAUGAAUAAUCAACCAACCAUCACUGACAAUGACUCUGUUAUACUAAUUGAUAUAGAAGAAUCUGAAGUUAAC
Molecule: messenger RNA, 406 nt
Organism: Paramuricea clavata
Lineage: Eukaryota; Metazoa; Cnidaria; Anthozoa; Malacalcyonacea; Plexauridae
Source: the annotation of a GenBank genome assembly